AUAUAACGCAUCAGCCAGACCCAGCGUGUUGGAUUUAAAUGGUCCAGUUUUGACACAUUUGCUUUGCGCGGCGCUAAGCACUGGGAUUUCACCUCGUCCUUGAGAGACCAGCGCAAAUCAACCCAAAUAAAACAUCCCGACCCCCUUUCACCUCUCCCGGCGCGGAGGGACGUUUUCCUUCGAGACACGUGGACGAAACCUGGCACAGCUUUAGAUGGAUAAAUCCACAUGACUCUUCGGAUUCAUCUUAUAACAGCCUCAGUGAAUAUACCACACCACCACGAGAGGAACACAUCAGCCCAGAUGCAUCACCAGCUUAAUUUUAUUAGGCAGAAUAUGGGCAUAAGAGAGGCUGGUUUGGAGGUUUAAAAAGCUCAACGAUCCUCCUCUGGAACAGCUCAGAACACUUCUCGCCCACCCCAUCUAGACUGUUGUCCGUUUGAACCGUGUGUUGAUCACAGGACAGGAAACGGGUUCAGCUGAUCGCCGAUGGGUUUGCGGUCUGAAGACGAGCGGCACUCAUCUUUAUCACACCCUUUGUAGAUUGAAGCAGACGCAAGGACAGAAGCCUUUCAGUACAACAAACGGACUGACCAUUUCAAGAGACACAAACACACGUUCACGCUGUCUGCUGGAGGAAUGAAGACAGCUGAAGCUGGAGACAGGAUGUCUUCCAAGCGACCAGCCUCUCCAUAUGGGGGAACAGAUGGAGAGGUAGUCAUGGCGACGAGCAGACAGCGAUUGGACGAUGAAGAAGUUGACGGACAUGCUGUCAUUCACUUGCCCCUGAGUUCGUACUGCAGCAAAGUGUCCCCGCGAUCCCCCCGAUUGCUCGACAGCCCCCCAACACUAAACACUAAUAUGGAUCAGGACGGCAGUAAAGGCCUGGCCUUGAGCCCAUACACCCAGCACAACUCAUCUACCUCACCCAGUAAGCAUCAGCAGGAGGAAGGGUCCAUGCGGCCGGGGAGCGAACCCAGCUCUGCUUCAACUCUGGGAACCCCGGAGAGACGCAAAGGCAGCCUGGCCGACGUGGUGGACACGCUCAAACAGCGCAAGAUGGAAGAACUGAUCAAAAACGAGCCAGAGGAGGCCCCCAGCAUUGAAAGGCUGUUGUCUAAAGACUGGAAGGAUAAGCUAUUGGCCAUGGGUUCUGGCAACUUUGGAGAGAUCAAAGGCACCCCGGACAGCCUGGCGGAGAAGGAACGGCAGCUGAUGGGAAUGAUCACGCAGCUCAGCAGCCUCCGAGAGCAGCUUUUGGCCGCCAAUGAGGAGCAGAAGAAACUGGCCGCUUCGCAGAUCGAAAAGCAGCGCCAGCAAAUGGAGCUGGCAAAACAGCAACAGGACCAGAUUGCGCGACAACAGCAGCAACUUCUGCAGCAACAACACAAAAUCAACCUCCUGCAGCAACAGAUCCAGCAGGUCCAGGGUCAGUUGCCUCCGCUGAUGAUACCAGUGUUUCCUCCCGAUCAGAGAACUCUGGCGGCCGCUGCGGCCCAACAAGGAUUUCUACUUCCUCCCGGGUUCAACUACAAACCAGGCUGCAGUGACCCCUACCCCCUACAGCUGAUCCCUACGACUAUGGCAGCUGCCGCGUCGCCUGGACUCGGCGCCCUUCAGCUGCAGCAGUUGUAUGCGGCUCAGUUGGCUGCCAUGCAGGUGUCUCCGGGGGCCAAACACAGCACAAUGCCUCAGGCCAACCUGGCAACCGGCACACACUCGCCCACCAGCGGCCAGAGCGAGAAAAACAGAAACACCCCACCACCAAAGCCCAAGGACGAGGGUGCUCAGCCCUUGAAUCUGUCGUCCAAGCCUAAGGCAUCCGAGAGAAAGUCACCCUGCUCCCCCGCUUCCCCACAGGUCCCCUCCGUGAAGCUGGGCUCCGGAUCCCUGAAGAACAGUGCCCCCUCCAGUAUCGGAGGACCUCCGUCCAGACUGAGCUCCAUAGACCUGCUGUCAUCCAUCACCUCCGCUGGGUACCUGAAUGACCAUGAGGCUGUGACCAAAGCCUUCCAGGAGGCUCGACAGAUGAAGGAGCAGUUGAAGAGAGAGCAGCAGGUCCUGGACGCCAAGGUGGCGGCAGUCAACAGCCUGAGCCUCAACAACGGACGUUCAGAAAAGGAAAAAGCCGCUCUUGAGAGCCUCAGCCAGCAGUUAAAACAGUCCGAAGAGAGUAAGUUCACUCACGCUAUGAUGGACUUUGGCGAUUCGGAUGGAAGCCCCAGUGUGUCAGACUCACGGAUCUACAGAGAGGCUCGGGGGCGUGGCAACGCCGAACCGCAUAUCAAGCGUCCCAUGAACGCCUUCAUGGUUUGGGCUAAAGACGAGAGGAGAAAGAUCCUCCAGGCUUUCCCGGAUAUGCAUAACUCUAACAUCAGCAAGAUCCUCGGAUCUCGUUGGAAGUCUAUGACCAACCUGGAAAAGCAGCCAUACUACGAAGAACAGGCUCGUCUCAGUAAACAGCACCUCGAGAAAUACCCGGACUACAAAUACAAGCCGCGGCCCAAACGCACCUGCCUGGUGGACGGGAAGAAACUGCGCAUCGGUGAAUAUAAAGCUAUUAUGCGCAACCGCAGACAGGAAAUGCGCCAGUACUUCACCGUAGGGCAGCAGGCCCAGUUGCCCUUGUCCUCAGCGGGCGUCGUGUACCCUGGCGCACUAUCCAUGGCAGGAAUGCCCUCCCCGCAGAUGCCCUCCGAGCACUCAAGCAUGUCCAGUAGCCCCGAACCAGCUCCGCCCACCAGCCAGCCGUCUUACCUCAGCACCCACAAAGGGGUGGUGCCCCGCGUGAAGGAGGAGGAUCUCCGAAUGGAGGACGGAAAUGGCGACGCCUACGACGACUUCGACUACGAAGACGACGACUACGGCAGCGACAGCGAAAAUCACAUCGCUCACUAAUCCCGCCAAUCACAGCCAUCUCACCAGUCACCUGGCAUCUCACGCGAGCAACCUUCAUUCCGUCCCCAUCCACCGUCCAAUCAGGACUCCUCCAGAGCCAAGCCCCUCCCGCAGGAGUCUGAAUCAAUGCAGCAAAGCACAGGACCUGUCAAUCAAUGUGACUGUUACAUGGAAAGGAGGGUCUUGUAGAGGAAAUCUAACACUUGCCCGGACUCCCGCUGAGGGAAAGUACCGCGGCAAGUUAACGAGUACGCUACGAGGAAAAACCAAGACCAAUUUUUGAAACGUUUAUUAUAAAAACAAGGACCUGUCAUAGACACUUUAAAAUGGUGGACCUGUUUGUUUCUAAAGAGACACUUUUAAACCGCUUUUUUUCUUGGUUCUAUAAUAUUCUCACUCAGGUACACAGUGCCAACAAGUGGCUUGUGAAUGUGAUUUUGUUGUUUUCGUGCUACAGUUUUAAUAGAGAAAAAAGACGUUUAUUUUCUUCUUCACCGUAAAAAAGCACCUGACAGGAGCAACGACAAACAUUUUCUAGUUUUGCUCUCUGCUGAUCUCUUUUUGUCACACUCAUGCCCAUGUCCUCAAAAACGUCUCGUUUUGUUUCCGUUUUUUGGAUGAAAGGAUGGUAGGGAGGAUUCACGUCCCUUCACUCAGGAGUCUGGAUAACGCUGGAUGACAGACAAUCCCUCCUUCCUCGCAUCUUUUCUUCUCGACAUUUCUGUUCCUCUUCCUCGCCUUCUGGGGAAACUUUGGACGUCGAACGUCUCUCUCAGGUGUGGAGACAAACUUUAUGAGAUAGCACAAACUUUGUGUUGGGCGAUGGGGGAGAGUUGAAGCCUUGAGUGGAAUUGUGUGUGUGCACAUUAGUUUGUGUUCGGAUUUCUCACGUGUGUGAAUGAAUGCGAGUUUUACUAGAUUUUAAGUUAAGUUUUAUUCCAUUUAGACGGUUGAUGUGCUGGUCAUGUGAACGCAAAUGAAACGUUAAUAUUCAAUACAUACGAGUCAUGCUAGCAGGCUUAUCAGUGGGAAAGAAUCCAACUCAAAACGACACUUCAUUAGUGAGCAUUAACACGAAAUCUCUCUCUUUUUGUUUGGUUGUGUUUUUUACAUUCUCACGCUUUCUUUUGUUACAGUCUUUUUACUUUCUUUCCUUCCCCAACAACCUAUUCUUGUCAUUACAAAAAGUAAAAUAAGAAACUUGAAUAACAGGUCACAGGAGGAGAAUAUAUAUAUCAUCCUCAGCAGGAGUUUGUGUUCACCUUCUCUUUGCUCCUUAUUCCUUCACUUUUUCAUCUGUCGCUCGGUUUAUCUCUGCCGAAGUCUUGCCAUCAGUCAUCUGGGCUCUGCGUGUCUCUGACUGACCCACUCCAUCUUACGGCACCUGUUGGCACGGCAACGGAAAUUGAUUGACGGCUGCCCUAACUCCAACCACACUGCCAGCCUCUGUUGGGCCUGGUGUGGGCACGUGCGGGCAGCUGGAUGAGAGAAACGCGCAAGCUGUUUAGUGAACACCAGCCAGACUCCAUCCGUUAAAUCAUCUCUCUCUCUUCCUCUGUUUCUCUCUCGCUCUCCAAACAUAUCGCAAAUGAAGUUAUAUACUCACAUAACACAAAGAGCUUAUUAAAACUUCAAGACAAAUGAGCAGUUUAGCUUUUCUGGCCUUUUGAGAUUUGUCAAAAAAUUCUGUUAUCUCGAAGGUACUUUGACGCCUGCAGCGCAAGCAAAAUAAUUUAACACUCGUUCUCAUGACCGACCACAUUUUGUGUGAUCGUCCUUGUCCGGUUUAUUUGUUUCGAUCAGGUCCGGCAAUGUCCGUGACAGUCGUUCGUAUUUGUGUUCUGCCUCCAUGUCAUCGUCUCUCUGCUGUUGAGGUCGGGUGGGUCCAUUUCAGACUCUGCAUGUUAAUGUUUUACUUUGUAUUUGCAAAUACUGUAUUUUAUUUUCAUUACAACUGCCUCUAGUGUAAUAAUAUUAUUAACAAUAAUUAUAAGAAUAGGCAGCAUUUCCUAAGUUUAGUAAGUUAUGUACAGUAUAAUUUAUUACUUUCCUCCAGUUGGAUUUUUUUAUGACCGUAAGGAAAUCGCGCUUGAUAAAGCAUUAUAUUUAGCUGGGUAGUUAUUUAGAUUGAAUUAUUAUGUUCAAUAUUCCUUUGUUUUGUUUUUCUUUAUUAUUUGUUUUUGUUUCGUUGAAUUAAUCCUGUUCUGGACGCUGGUAUAUCUCUGAGAAAUGGUCACGGUGAACUGCUGACAUGAAGGAAAAAGAGACAGUUUUCUCUUUUUUUAUCAUUUUCUUUUCUCCUCCGUGCAUCGUUCAUGAACUCCAAACACACGUUUUUUAAAGCACUAGGACUCUGGAUACUCGGAGACGAAAAUAAGAAGAACAUGAUAUUUUUAUUUGUAAUGGUUUAUGUAUAAUGUGAAGUUUCCUAUCUGUUGAAUUCUCUUUUUGUUUGACUGAAGAUAAAGAAAACAGCUAUAUUAUACCCCCAGUUGUUAUUGAACAGGAGGAGCGUGGAUCUCGUUUACUAAGAUUUAUCAUCUUCUUACGAUUCAUUGGAACAUCAUUGGUUUGGACAAAAAUUAUUGAGUACGUACUGACUGCUAGUAGGCCUACUAGUCAGUUCACCCUUAAAGGGAUAGUUCACCCAAAAAUGAAAAUUGUGUCAUCUUUUCAUUUUAUUUGUGUAUGAUCGCCAAAGCAAAAGUUUUGCUGCUCCUCUUUUGCCAUUAAAAACUCCUAACUUGUGUUCAACAAAAAAAGAUGCACAAGCCAUAAAAGACAAAUUAUGCCAAUUUCUGUGUGAACUGCACCUUUAAGUUAAGCACGAUCUCUUUGAAUUUGUAAUCCGUUUGUUUGAUUCCAUUGAAGCUCCUCUGAAUGACCAUAUUAGAUGUUCUUAUCUGAUUCCUGAAUUGUUUUAGCUCCACACUUUGUCUCCCUCUGUCAAUCAAACUUUUCAUAGCGAGGUCACAAUAACUUCCUGUAAGAUAAUUAGACUCUCAAUCGCAAAAUAACAGCCAUCUGAUGACCAUGUAGUAGCUCCCACAAUCAUAUCAAUCAUAUAAAGAAAAGUGCUGGAGGAAGUCUGGUUUAACAUACAGGGUCACGUUAUGUCAAUUAUCCGUCACCAUGGUCUUUAUGAACACGGCGAUGCAUUUGAAUAGGACAAUGAUGACCUGUAUACCCGAACAAUAAUUGAUAAAGACAAUCAAAGUCCCGUGUGGAGCUCAAAACAACGAUGACAAACGAAAAGUACUUAUCCUACCAUCUCAACUUGAAAAUGGAGAAAGAUAAUUAUGUAAAUAUAGCAUAGAGUUAUAGAUUUAUAUUUUGUUCAUAACACAGUGUAAUAUAAGUUGUAUAUUUCUUUCUCUCUUUUAUUGAUGUUAUUCAUGCCACAAUAAAAGCAGGAGUUACUGUACUCUUAUGGGGAAAAAAAAGAAAAAAAGCAAGCCGUGGGUUACCACCAUCUGUUCUAAGUUGACGUUUUUCAGUAUUACUGCCAGUCAAGGCUCAAAUAAAAACAGCAAUGUGUUCUGUAUCUCUAC
Messenger RNA from Triplophysa dalaica, 6449 nucleotides. RefSeq names its product SRY-box transcription factor 5 (gene sox5). The transcript is spliced from 21 exons. The record is from RefSeq and is a predicted model, not a curated record. The coding region runs from base 640 to 2898 and encodes 752 amino acids. Gene Ontology annotation, cellular component: nucleus. Lineage: Eukaryota; Metazoa; Chordata; Actinopteri; Cypriniformes; Nemacheilidae. Gene Ontology annotation, biological process: cell fate commitment; regulation of transcription by RNA polymerase II; positive regulation of chondrocyte differentiation. Gene Ontology annotation, molecular function: RNA polymerase II cis-regulatory region sequence-specific DNA binding; DNA-binding transcription factor activity, RNA polymerase II-specific.